Sphaerulina musiva SO2202 is the source of this 1160-nucleotide messenger RNA. Its product is annotated as S-adenosyl-L-methionine-dependent methyltransferase. Gene Ontology annotation, biological process: methylation. The record is from RefSeq and is a predicted model, not a curated record. Gene Ontology annotation, molecular function: methyltransferase activity; nucleic acid binding. The transcript is spliced from 4 exons. Bases 1 to 1125 code for a protein of 374 amino acids. Gene Ontology annotation, cellular component: mitochondrion. Lineage: Eukaryota; Fungi; Ascomycota; Dothideomycetes; Mycosphaerellales; Mycosphaerellaceae.
AUGCCGCGGAUCCGACCGCGAGACAUCUGGCACGCGCGAGCGGUUAGCAAAGCUUUGUCGCUGCUUCUGCCUGUCUGUAGAGAUUUCAGCUCAGCACGCAACGAGCUGAGAUGGCUCAGGCAGCACGCCACGGCCGUCUCACAGCAGACCGGAUACUACCAUCCAGGCGCUCUUCUGACAAGUCUAGUCAUCCGCCGAGCACGCGGCGAACCACUGCAGUAUAUUCUCGGAUCUGAGUACUUUGGCCCACUGGAUAUCAGAUGCCGGGAAGGGGUUCUGAUUCCAAGACCCGAGACCGCAGCUUCAACUUCCUACCUCGCCCAUAUCCUGGCUGGACCAAAGUCAAGAAGCUUGCAUGAGACACCACUGCGAGUGCUCGAUCUGUGCACCGGCACUGGAUGUAUACCUUUGCUACUCCACCACGAGUAUUACGCUCGCAACGAUGGCCAUCUCGAGCUCAUGGGAGUGGACAUAUCCAGCGAUGCUAUGAGUCUAGCUAGAGAGAAUCUCGUGCACCAAAUUGCGCGACAAGGCAAACAGUACGCCAGCAGCAAGGCGCGAACAAAGUCGUUACAAAGCAUAGGAUAUGUCCAAGCCGAUGUGCUCAAGGAGGAAUUUGAAAACCCGGAGGAAGACGACAGGGGACCUCUGCCCCUCAUGCGGGCGCUCGCGCGUAUCAAUGGCGAAGCAACACCGGCCUUUGAUAUCCUCGUCUCGAAUCCACCCUAUAUUUCCCCGCGACAGUUUGUGAGCACUACAGCACGAUCUGUCAGAGAGUAUGAGCCAAUGCAGGCUCUAGUGCCGCGGGCAAGCGAGCACGACUUGCUCUCUGAUACGGAUGUUGGUGACUUGUUCUACCCCCGGCUGCUCGAUGUAGCGGACCGCGUGCAGGCCAAAGUGAUCUUGCUCGAAAUUGGAGAUAUGGAGCAAGCCGUCAGAGUGGCCACCAAGACAUUAGAACGAGGUGGAUGGAGUCGAGUCGAAAUCUGGCGAGAUGCGCCAGCAGCGUCCUCAGUGGGAGAAACUUUGACAAUCCACGAGCAUGCAGUACUUUUGCGGGGUGAGGGCUAUCCACGAUCCAUUUUUGCAUAUCGUGAAGGCGCCGAGACGCUGCUUGACCUGUAGAGUGGAAACUUCGGUUCGGUAGUGCUUCACAAUUU